ACGGCCAUGGCGUUAAACUUCCCCCAGAAAAUUGGUGGACAUCGGAACUUCAGGGAAAUUGCGUCAUCUCCCCUUCGUUCUCGUUUUCGGGGGUCUCUGGUUGGUGCAGUGGUUGGGGACUGCCUGGGGGCGGUCUUCGAGGACGCCUGGACAAUACCACAACACAAAAAACUCUUUGGGUUCUUUGAGAAAGUGGAUGCAGUGAAAACGACGAAGGGUAAAUCAUGUGUUGUAUUGAGAAAGUUCACCGAUGACACAGCGAUGGCACGCUCAGUAGCAGCCUCCCUGGUUGAGAAGCGAUCAUUCUGUGCGGAGAAUAUGGCGGCUAGGUUCCAAGAGGAAUACUUUGCUGAACCAUUCCGGGGUUACGGUGGAAAUGUGCUGACCGUAUUUGCGGCAUUGAGGGAUCAAACAUAUCAAGAUGUUUACGAAGCAGCUUCACGGCAGUUUGGUGGACAGGGGUCUUAUGGGAAUGGUGGUGCGAUGAGGAUAGCCCCGGCUGCUUUGUUUGGUUACAACUAUGAUGGUGACGAGGACGAUUUACAGGAUUUAGCGGAGAAUAUCACCCGUCUCACUCACAGUCACCGGGAUGCCAUCAAUGGUGCCAUCCUCCAGUGUUAUGCUGUUCAUCUUGCCCUCCAUCUAGACAACAGUCAAACCCUCAAUCGUCACAAGUUCAUUGAUAAACUGAUUUCUCUGAUGAGCCGAAUUGAAGAUGGUGGUGUUACAGCGUCAGAUGGUUCACCGCAAAGGAAGAAGGUGAAAGAGUCAAAGCCUUUCACUGAGAAGUUGGCAGUUGUCAAGGAUUAUAUGGAGAAGGAUGUGUCUGCUGUGGAUGUUGAGGAAAACUUAGGAAACGAUGUUUCAGCCCUGAAAUCAGUCCCUGCUGCUAUUUUAUCAUUUUUAAGAGCAAAUCAAGCUUGUUUUAUUGAGCGAGACAAUCCAUUUGAGAGGACAAUAAUCUUCGCCAUCAGCCUAGGUGGCGACACUGACACCAUCGCUACGAUGGCUGCAGCAAUAGCUGGUGCGUUCUACGGCAUGGAGCACAUUCCCCAGCACUGGCAGGACCAGUGUGAAGGCAUUGAUACUGCUAUCAAGUUGGCUGACCAGCUCCAGGCGAUCUGUCAGAAAUCUGUGAAAUGAAACUGACGAUGAUGUUACAUAGGACAAAAACCUGGGCAGUCAUUGUUGGGAUGAUCAAGACAUUUCUUAGAGUCAGAGAACGUCGCAAAAACAUUCAGGAUCAAAGUCUAUGAAGGCACAGGAUAUGAUCAAAGUCAAGACGGUCUAUGAAGGCACAGAAUAUGAUCAAAGUCAAGGUGGUCUAUGAAGGCACAGGAUCUGAUCGAAGUCAAGGUGGUCUAUGAAGUCACAGGAUAUGAAUUUGAAAGUGUUAUAGCCAGUGGACUCGAAGUGAUGACACCCUGUGUUGAACAUGUAUUAUAGAACUUUCUGACAGAGGAAAUCUUUCCCCAACUUGUUGUAUUGACAAGGAUGAGAGAUUUGUUGGACGCCUUUGAGAGAGUUGUGCCUGUUCUGACAGCCCUUAUGUCGUCACUACUUACUCUCUGUUCUUUCAGUCACGGGUCAUGCUGUUUUUUCAUGCUGACCGAGCUCAUUCUCUUAUAGCUCAUCAUACUGUCUUCAGAUUCCUGCUCAGGUUUCUGUCUCAGUUCAUACUCUCCCUCUCCUUGUUAAUACUGUCCCUCGCUCAGUUCAAAUGAUCCCUUGCUUCAUAUUGACUCAGUUCAUACUGUCAUAGCUCAUUUGUGUCAAGAUUCCAUGGUCACUAGACCUAGUUUAUACAGCUCAUUUUACAUUUAUAUGUAUACAUGAUUAUAAUAUUUAUAAGUAUGAAUAAAAUAUUACAAUUAAUAUGUGA
Lineus longissimus is the source of this 1882-nucleotide messenger RNA. RefSeq names its product ADP-ribosylhydrolase ARH3-like. Gene Ontology annotation, cellular component: mitochondrion; nucleus. Bases 7 to 1143 code for a protein of 378 amino acids. The record is from RefSeq and is a predicted model, not a curated record. NCBI's taxonomy places the organism in Eukaryota, Metazoa, Nemertea, Pilidiophora, Heteronemertea, Lineidae. The transcript is spliced from 8 exons.